This is a messenger RNA of Chelonoidis abingdonii (Abingdon island giant tortoise), 3921 nucleotides long. It is a transcript of the gene CPSF7, whose product is annotated as cleavage and polyadenylation specific factor 7. Gene Ontology annotation, molecular function: RNA binding. Lineage: Eukaryota; Metazoa; Chordata; Testudines; Testudinidae. The record is from RefSeq and is a predicted model, not a curated record.
GAAGGGGCGUGGCGUGACGGCGCUGGCUGUGGCGUGCACCGCACCUCCUUCCUUCCUGUGCCCCCGGGCUCUGGCUCCUGCCGUGGCUGGAAAUAUGUCCGAGGGGGUGGAUCUGAUCGAUAUCUACGCCGACGAAGAGUUCAACCAGGACUCCGAAUUCAGUAAUGCCGACCAGAUGGAUCUGUACGACGACGUGCUAGCAGCAAGCUCGCAGCCGCCCGAAAGCCGCACCAGCAGCUCGGAGGCACCGACCGAGAUCCGCCAGGAGCAGUCCCCCAAACCAAACAGCAAAUCGCCUGCCAUCCUGUACACCUACAGCGGCCUGCGCAACAAACGGGCUGCUGUGUAUGUGGGCAGCUUCUCCUGGUGGACAACUGACCAGCAGCUGAUCCAGAUUAUUCGCUCAGUGGGGGUCUACGAUGUGGUGGAGCUGAAAUUUGCGGAGAACCGAGCCAAUGGGCAAUCCAAAGGGUAUGCAGAGGUGGUAGUUGCCUCUGAGAACUCAGUCCACAAGCUCCUGGAGCUGCUGCCUGGCAAGAUCCUCAAUGGGGAUAAGGUGGAGGUGAGACUAGCCACCCGGCAGAACCUGUCGCAGUUCGAGGCACAGGCUCGGAAACGGGUGCCGCCGAGGGCUCACUCCCGGGACUCCUGGGAUACGAUGGAUGGCCGAGCCACGCCAACAGAGAAUGCCGUGCCGCCCCCUCGUGUGGAGAAGCCCCCUUCCGUGCUGUCUUUCUUUAACCGCCCCCCUGCUGCCAUGCCCCUCAUGGCUCUGCCCCCUCCCCCGAUGCCUCCCCCACCACCUCUCUCCUCCAGCUUUGGAGUGCCGCCUCCCCCGCCAGGAAUCCACUACCAGCAUCUAAUGCCCCCUCCCCCUCGACUGCCCCCCCACCUGGCUGUGCCACCUCCAGGAGCAGUCCCUCCCGCCCUGCACCUCAACCCUGCCUUCUUCCCCCCGCCAAAUGCAGCACUGGCUCCCCCGCUGGAUACCUACAAGACCUCUGCAGCAUAUAACCACAGCAGUCGAGAUCUGGGCCCACUGCCUACCCCGGUGAGCGAAGCCGAGUUCGAGGAGAUCAUGAACAGGAACCGAGCGAUUUCCAGCAGUGCCAUUUCCAAAGCGGUGUCCGGAGCCAGCGCAGGGGAUUACAGUGAUGCCAUAGAGACCCUGCUUACGGCCAUUGCCGUUAUCAAACAGUCCCGCGUAGCCAACGACGAGCGGUGCCGCGUCCUCAUCUCCUCCCUCAAGGAUUGUCUUCAUGGGAUUGAAGCCAAGUCCUACAGCAUGGGUGCCAGCAGCAGCUCCUCCAGAAAAAGACACCGAUCUCGGGAGAGGUCGCCCAGUCGGUCCCGUGAGAGCAGCAGGAGGCACCGGGACCCGCUCCAUAAUGAGGAUCGGCACGAGGACUAUUUCCAAGAAAGGAACCGGGAGCAUGAGAGACAUCGGGACAGGGACAGAGAAAGGGACCGGCACCACUGAGAAAGCUGUUCAGCCGAGGCCAGAAUGAGGCUGUGGAGAUGGAGUGCCUGCCUCGACCCUAGGCGUGGCCACUGGGGCAGGGACAAGGCGCCUGACCUGAUGGAGCCUGUCCUGGGGGUGGAGGACUUCCCUCUGGAAGGCUGUGAAUCCUGUACUUUGAUCCUGUCAGCACUAAACUUGCAGGAAGACAAAUGUUAAAAGGCAGGUCCGUGGGGGGGCCUUUGCCUCCGGUGGGGGAGGCUGACUGGGGCCCAGGCAGAUCCUUGCUGAGCAGUUGGCCUCAGCAGCGACUCAGUUGCCUGGUCAGCGCAGCAGGGAGACUGUGACCUGUUGUCUUGUUCUGUCCCUUCCAGGAGUUUGGUUGGCAGUAAGUGUUUUUAAUGGACUUGUAUCUCCUCACCUCGAUCAGGACUGAAGGACGGAGGCCGCUCCACCCCUCUCCUCUCCACUGCCCCCAGCUCCUUCCAGGCACCCAGGGAAAGCCACGUCUCCUGCGGGACUCCAGCUGGCGCACGGUGGCCUCGGGACCCACACUCGCUGCUGCUGCUGCUUCCUGGGGAAAUGCUGGAAGAUGUGGAGUUAGGGAGGGAUAGCAUCGGGGCCACUGUGAGCAGGGAGUGCUCCAGUCCACGGAUACUUGGACCCAAAGAGAAAUGGUGCUUUUCCAUGGAAGCUUGUGAGCUCCUUCCUCUCCGUGGCCCUUCCGGGGACAGCUGGAAGGGAAUCCAUCACUCUUGUGUGUGCUGGGGAGGGUUGGAGGUGGGGGCGCAGAUAUCCCUGCAUGGUGUCUGGCGCCUGGCCUGCUUGGCUCACUGGGGCCAGUAUUCGUGUCCUUCCAUGGUGCAGUGUCUUCUUGUCCCAUGUGGGGGAGCUCUCCUGAGGAGUGCGAUCCCUUCUCCCAGCCAGUUCCAGGCCUGACUUGGCUGGCCCAUUAUACUCAGCUUAGAUAACAGCAUUUCCUUUUCCCCCCACCUCAUGGAGUGCAGGCUGGCUGCUACUUCCCAUCACCUCUUUCUGCUCCCAGUUGCCGUUCCUGUGGGCACCUCUGAAUCCUCUGCAUUCUGCCCCGGCUCCUCUAGGGGGCUUGUCCAGAACAGAGGUGGCCCCUCUCGGCUGGACUCAACGCCUCUGGCUCUCCAUGCUGAUCUCAUGCAAUAACCGUUCCAGUUCACGUUUUUCCCUACCGCAAGCCCCAGCCACCUGUUUCUCCAGAGCAAGCCUCCUCCCAGAGAGGCUGCCUUCCUUGUUUUAGAGGAAGCGGCAUGGGCAGAGACUUGAGUGUUGUGAUAUUGGUGGAUGGAGAUCGGGUGGGCUGCGGGCUGGCUGGAUGAGCCCAACCACUGGUAACCUGGCAAGCUGCUUAGCCUUUUUGCGUGGCGGAAGGUGCAUUGAUUCCAGGGAUGGAGAAACUCUGCUGGAGACUCCAGCCUCUUCAUAAACGCUCUAGGAAUCGGAGCUCCCAGUCAAGCGCUGUGUGGGGGGUUUCUUUAGACAGCACCGCUGCUCGCUGUUGCUCUGUGGUGUGCGACGGUGAGCAAAGGGUUUGAGGUAGCUGAGAGUUGGUCUGCAUCUAGCUAAGUAGUCUUGGUGUCUGUUCCAGCACAUGGGGCUUAUUGUACCCGACAGUGUGAUGUCUGAAGGUCCAGGGGGAAACAUAACCACCAUUUCCACCGCAGCCUUCAGCUGGUGAUUCUUGAAGGCUGGUAGGAUAGGUGGUGUGGAACGAGCCAUGUUCCCUCAAGCAAAGGAUGCUGUAGGGGACAGGUGGCCAGAGAGCAGCCUGCAUAUGUUGCAAGACUGUGCCUGUCUGAGCGGCAGCCUGUGGAGACUACACAUCCCAGCAUGCAGUUCUCCAAUCACAAUGUGCUAUAACACAUUGCAUGCUUGGACCUGUAGUCUCCAAAGCCUGCACCUUUAUGUAAGACAGGACAGCAACCACCGGUUGCAUUUCAUGCCAUUCAGUGUGGCCCUCCUGGCAAGUUGUGGACACAGCUGGGCAAAACCUGGGCACUAUCCCCCCAGCAGGGGUCUCAAGUUGGGCACAUCAGUGAGGGUGGCAGGGGACGAGAGUGCACAGCCUGCCUGGAGGCUGGCGAAGUGAAGUGACACCUCCAUGAGAACUGUGAUCAGUGAGCAAUGGCCAGCUCUGGAUGUCUUUUUAAAAAGAAAAUGAAAAAAAACAAAACGGAAACUUAAAGUGAGGUGACAUUAAAAAGAAGUGUAAAAUACCAGAAAACCCUUUGACAGGAGAGUGUUCUGUUUUUUUACAUAAUGACAAAUUUUUAGUUUAUUUCAGAAUAGUAGGGGGAGGAGGGAUGAUAAAAAUAAAAUAAAAAGCAACGCCCCAAUUCCCCUCCCCCAGUUCUCAGUGAUUUGAUUUUUGUCUCUUUCUGAUAGGUUGGAAAUUGUGUAAUAAACUUGAUGACGUUGUCAAUCUUUUA